AUGGCUGGGAACAAUUUCACAGAGGUGAUGUUUUUCAUCUUCCACGGAUUUGCAAAUCACCCUAAACUACAAGUCGGCGUCUUCAUGAUGUUUCUUUUUAUUUAUCUCUUCACUGUUUUGGGGAAUCUUGCACUAACUUUGUUAAUCAGAAUCGACUCUCAGUUCCACACACCUAUGUACUUUUUCCUUAGCAAUUUAGCAUUCAUUGAUAUAUUUUAUUCCUCUACUGUAACACCCAAGGCACUGGUAAAUCUCCAGUCAAUUCAGAAAAUCCUCUCCUUCGUUGGCUGCUUUGUUCAAAUGCAUUUUUUUGUGGAUUUAGUGUGUAGUGAGUGUUUUCUUCUGGGGUCCAUGGCCUGUGACCACUAUGUAGCUAUCUGCAAUCCCUUACUGUAUUCCGCGGUCAUGUCCCAGGAGGUGUGCAGGUGGUUGGGAGUCAUCCCUUAUAUGAUCAGCUUCACCAAUUCUUUGGUCUCCAUCUGUGUGAUCAGCACAUUGGCAUUCUCUGAUGCCAGCAUCAAUCACCUUUUCUGCAACACCACAGGUCUUCUAGCUCUGUCCUGCAUGGAUGCAUUCAACACAGAAAUGGUGAUCUUUGUUUUAGCUGGCUUCACCCUUCUUAGAUCUCUCUUUAUCAUCACAGUCACCUACAUUGCCAUCAUUUCAGCCAUCCUGCAAAUCCGGUCUGCAGCAGGCAGACAGAAAGAAUUUUCCACCUGUGUGUCCAACAUCAUUGGGGUGACUGUCUUCUAUGGCACUAUGAUUUUCACUUACCUAAAACCAAAUAAGUCCUACUCCUUGGGAAAGGAUCAAGUGGCUUCUGUUUUUUAUACUAUUGUCAUCCCCAUGCUGAAUCCCCUCAUAUACAGUCUUAGAAAUAAAGAAGUGAAAAAUGCUGUCAGUAGA
This is a messenger RNA of Rangifer tarandus platyrhynchus (Svalbard reindeer), 906 nucleotides long. Lineage: Eukaryota; Metazoa; Chordata; Mammalia; Artiodactyla; Cervidae. The record is from the annotation of a GenBank genome assembly.